AUGACGUGUGCUUUUCUAACUCACGUGGGAAAUCAUUAUUCCCAACCAUCUGUUGCUGUAAAAUCAUGUGAGGAUUUAAUGACUCAAUCUCGACAUAUUGACAAUGUUAUGAUGAACCAAAGUGCUGAACAAAUACUUAAAAAUCGCUUGAGGGUGAAGACAUCGAUUGAUUGUGUCCGGUGGCUUGCAUAUCAAUCAUGCCCUUUCGGAGGACAUGAGGAAGGCCCAAAAUCAACCAAUCCGGGCAAUUUUAUAGAAAUGGUGAAACUUUUGGCAAGUUAUAAUAAAAAAGUAUCUGAAACAGUUUUGGAGAAAGCUCAUCAUAAUGAAAUACACGUCUGGAAUGAUUCAAAAGGAGAUAUUGCAUAUCAUUGCUACAAAAUUGACAAAGCACGGGAUGAAUCAAAGAAAGAGAAAAUGGCUCUUGUUUUGAGGUUUGUCGACAAAGGUGGUGUUCUUCAAGAACGUUUUUUUGAUAUUGUAAGUGUGAAAGACACUGCUGCAUUGACUCUUAAGUGUGACUUAUCCACUAUUCUUUCUCAUCAUGCACUUAGUGUUGACAAUCUUCGAGGCCAAGGUUAUGAUGGGGCAAGCAACAUGCGUGGUAAAUGGAAUGGAUUGCAAGCAUUAUUUUUGAAGGAUUGUCCAUAUGCAUAUUAUGUGCAUUGUUUCGCUCAUCGACUUCAAUUGGCUCUAGUUACAGCAUCUAGGGAAGUGAUUCUUGUGCAUCAAUUUUUCACGAAGUUGGAUUCUAUUGUCAAUAUUGUCGGUGCUUCUACUGAGCGAAAUGGUGAGUUAAAUAAUGCACAACAGGCUGAAAUUUCUCGUUUGAUAUCGAUUAGUGAGCUUGAGACAGUUGAUGGCGCCAAUUUUUCUCAACGUGAUGAUGCCGAUUCUGCUUAUACUACCAUGACAUCUUUUCAGUUUGUCUUUAUUCUUAUUUUGAUGAAAGAAGUGAUGAGAAUUACUGAUGUUCUUUGCCAAGCUUUGCAGCAAAUGGAACUCUUGACUCUUAGUCUCGCUUUAGAUCCUAGUAAUUCAUAUAAGUCGUUUAAUGAAGAUGAUAUUUGCACUCUCGUUGAAAAAUAUUAUCCUCAGGAUUUCACUGAACGAGAAAGACUCCUUUUGAAGUUUCAGUUGCAGCAUUAUUAUCUAGACGUGAUCAAGCAUCCAAAUUUAUGUCAGAUAUCAACUUUAGCAGCAUUGUGUGAAGGGUUAGCGGAGAGGAAAAAGUUUGAAAUAUAUUACUUGGUUGACAGAUUGAUUCGUCUGAUCUUACUUCUUCCUGUUUCUACCGCUACUACAGAGCGAGUAUUUUCUGUUAUGAAACUUACGAAAACUAAACUUCGAAACAAAAUGGAAGAUGAGUUUCUUGGAGAUUGCAUACUCCUACAUAUAGAGAGGGAUAUUGCUGAUACUUUUAGCACAGAUUCGAUCAUAGAAGAUUUAUAUACAAUGAAAGAUCGUCGAGUUCAUUUUAAUUAA
Erythranthe guttata (spotted monkey flower) is the source of this 1485-nucleotide messenger RNA. The record is from RefSeq and is a predicted model, not a curated record. Lineage: Eukaryota; Viridiplantae; Streptophyta; Magnoliopsida; Lamiales; Phrymaceae.